GUUUAGUGGGUGUGCAGUGCAUCUGCAACCUAUCAACACUGUGAGCGUCCUAACGAAUGUGUGAUGAUCUGACUACAGCACCUACAGUUCACGUAAUGAUAAUCAAUCUGGAAGCUGACGGGCGAUGGGAUCAACGUGAUACUAAAGCGAAUACAGCGAGAGGAGUUUAAAAAGAUGGACUGUGACUGUGAGAAGAAAUAUGGUGGCUGUUCACUCCAUAGAUCAAAAUCCAGCUUCCAAGAAGAUGACCCUCAAAUGAAUUCAGUUCCCAGCACAUCAACUUUGCAGAACCCUGAGUUCCCUGAUGCGACAGACUUAGAACGUACUAGAAUACGUCUAAAGGAUAGUGAACAGUCUUCAACCGAUGAUCUUUCCGGGAAGGAAAACUCCUGUCUUAUUCCUAGUCUUGGCACAUCAAAUCCACUUGCAUUUGAUUUAGAAGUGCAUAUCAAAAAAAAUCCAAGGGAACUGAAAAGGUCAUUCCAGCACGUCCCUCCAGACAAAGACAUCUGUUCCUCUGAUAGUCUUCCAGUCUGCACACAGCUAUCUGCCGACCACCUUAAAAAUUUGCAUUCCAAAACAACACACCGCCAUCGUGGAUUCAGCCAAUCCUCCGUAUCCACAUCAAAAACACAGCAAAGCCUAAAAGCCCAUGCGGAAGAUCUGUGUGCAUCUUUUCUUUUGGCCUGUUUGUUCUGCAAGUUUUGGGAUUGCGUGCUGGCCGUUGGAGACGGGUGUCAAUACUGCGUGGCGUCUCUCUGUUCAUCCAUCUGCAAUAAAGCAUGUUGUUGCAACCCCUCCGCUUUGGAGACCUUCAUGGAUUUUUGCCCAUGUUGUGGCUGCACUGAAUACAUGGAGGCGUGCGGUUGCAGUUGUGCAGAUACGGCCCUCGACUGCUCCAUCUGUGAUCUCUGUUUGCAGACGACAGAGUGUUUGGAACUAGGCAUGGAACUCUCUCAGCUUCUGUUUCAUUAACCGCUCGUGAAAUAUCACAUUCACUUAUUUAGGGAAUGCUAACAAAUGCUAACGGAUGAUGUCACAUGCAUGAAAGUCUGCUGGUUGACUGUGGCUGUGAUAUUGCACUGCUGCAUUUUAUACUGCAUUUUUACACAACUUAAGCAUACAGGUAUGCUGUCACUUGCAUCAGUAUAUAAUACACAUAUUGAAAGAUAUUUGUCCAGUAAUUUAGUAAACGUAUUUAAUUUCUACUAUUCAAUCUUAAGUCAUUGUUCAUGUCUACUGUGAAAAUGUGACUCUGUCUGUGAUAUUCAGGCUAAAGUCUUAUAAUGAGAUUAGAAGGAUCAAAGUUUGAUUUUAAUCAUUAUUUUCACAUUAUACCACGGGUCUGUUGAAUGCUGUAUUCUGAUUGGCUGAGAAAUGUUCCGUGGGUAUGCAUACAUUUUUGAUAACCACACACCUAACUUGUCAAAUGUCUUAAAAAUAGGCACCAGAGCAAUGUCUGUGGUAACCGUGGUAGGAAUAAUUGACUCCGGUCCAUUGAAUUAUUUGAAAAUAAUGCGCACCUGCGCAUUGCACCUUGGGUGUGCAUUAUUUACUUACAAGUCAAAGGCCCGUCGUCAAUUAUUCCUUACUUAAUUUCAAUUUGACCUUAGUCAAUAUUAAAGAUAUCAAGGUUAUAUUUUCAGAGAAUGUUCUUUACAUUAUGUGGGACAGUGUUGGGGAAAGUUACUUUUAAAAGUACUGCAUUAGAAUUAGUGCUGGGCAUAGAUUAAUAUAGAUUAAUCUCAUACAAAAUAAA
Molecule: messenger RNA, 1759 nt
Organism: Misgurnus anguillicaudatus (oriental weatherfish)
Lineage: Eukaryota; Metazoa; Chordata; Actinopteri; Cypriniformes; Cobitidae
Source: RefSeq, a predicted model, not a curated record